Molecule: messenger RNA, 865 nt
Organism: Phytomonas sp. EM1
Lineage: Eukaryota; Euglenozoa; Kinetoplastea; Trypanosomatida; Trypanosomatidae
Source: the annotation of a GenBank genome assembly
GAUGACAAUUGGUAACUAUGCUCUCUAGUCGCACAGCGCUACAAGCAGGGAAAAAGAACUAUGACAACGCGGACGACGGUUCCGCAUUGAUGGAUUUGGUAGAACACGUAUAUGGAAAAAUCGAACCUCAUAUUGGGUGCGAUGGACUUGAAAUCGAGGUGCGACUGUGCUCGCAUCAGGUUCCCACUACAGAGCUGCUCCAGCCUUUCACCAUAAUUUCAAGGCAGUGUGGUCCUCGGCCAGGGAAAAUCAAGGUGGGUGUCACUAAGGAUGGCUUUGAAGCUAUCAAAAAGUAUUUGAUUGAAACCAAGACGGAUACCGAACACCCGCCUCUUCAGGCCUUUACAGAGGAUGUCAUAUUGAAUUCUAAGCGAUAUUCGUAUGACAUAAUUGGCUCCGGAACAGAACGCGUACGGAAGCUUGCAGCUGUAAUGGUUAAGCGCCGCCUCCAUGUGGUGGAUGUAGCGGUCAAUCAAAAAGGGAGCCAUUACGAUUUGCGUUUCUCUGUUAGCUUGGAAUCAGGAGUGAGUACGCCUGCACAACCUCCUAUGAGCAAAAUGAACUCAUACACACGUUUCAAAGAACGGAUGAGCAUCGAAGAUGACUUGUUUCGAUAUGACCUAACCCAAGUGCAUGCAUCUGGUGAGGAUGUCAGUUACGAAGUCGAAAUAGAGGGUUGUUUUAAGGGCAGAAAUGCAAGAGAGGAGCUGACUCGAGAGUGGCUAGCAGAACUUACACAGCGUGUAUUGAAACUAGCAGAAAUCGCUUCAAAAUGAUUAAGUUAUGCUCUAUUUGAAGCCAAUACUAAUUGAUAAUGUGGAAAAAAAGUUGUGUGGAUGGCCAUUUCAUGGCAUUUUUUCUCUCA